GAUGGUGGACUGCAAGCACCUAUUCCAGGAGUUUCACCCAGGAAGGUUCCUCGUGUUCGCUUCUCUCCUCGUCUUUGGAGUUCUCCUCUCUUUUAAACUGGAAGGGGUGAUGGACUGUUCCUAUUGGGGGGUCUUCAUUCCUCUCUGGAUGUGGAAAUUUAUCAUGAUAGCUGGCUGCACUAUGGGAAUUCGAUCAUACAUCUUGCAACAGGAUGUGGUGCACGAUAUGGGCACAGUAGCUGAUUUCCAGGCUAUGUUGCUCUCCACCUCCCUCCAAAUGCUCCUCUUCUCAUUUGAGGCAUGUCUCUGUUAUAAGCUCUCGUUCACGCCUCCCCACAUGAACUGGUACCUUGUGUUCAUGCCUCUCUUCCUCCUCUCCGUGCUUUCCAUCAUUAUAUGUGGGUGGGGCUGGAAGAAGGAGCGCCCACUGGAUCUAGAGCUCCUCUUCUCCGUCAACAUGCUGCAGUUCGUCCUCCUGGUUCUCAGGUUGGAGAAGUUGGUGUUGUGGAGUUGGCAGAUCAUCCUCAUACCCCUGUGGAUCCUACUGGGUAUCUGCAGUAUAGCGGUGAUUUACUACAUCGCCCUGACUGCUGUGUUACUGUGCACCAACGACAUCCUCCCCUCACUCCGCACCCCACGCACUGCCGCCUCCUGUCUCUACUCCCUCGCUAACUUCUCCCUCAUUCUCUUUCUUGGUCUGCUAGUCACUAAGAUUGAUAACCCAGAGGCAGAGAGUCACAGCUACAUCGCCAUAUUCCUGCCUUACCACCUUGGGAUGGGCAGUUUGGUGGUAUCUACAUUCUACCAGAAAGGUGGGAAUCCGUGGUGGUUUGGGAUUAGAGAGGAGUUUUGUCUGUUCCUUCUAAAGAAGUUUCCUUCUAUCAGAGUCUAUGGGAAUAUCUCAUAUAUUUACGGUUACUCUGCCCAAGAAACUGCUAUACCUGUAGAUAUUCCUAUUCUCAACACCAGUGAUUCCAAAAAUUCCCUGCCCAAAGUCACAUUCAGUAAUGUGGAGCUACCAGAUUGAUUUUAGUGGGAAUAGUUGCGGUAUGGUGCGGUAAAACACGAACGAACAGACAUUAUUUGUACAAACUAUAAACUUGCUGAUUGACCAUUGUAUGUUUUUUUUUUCUUUUAGCUGAGUUGAUAUAUUUCUUAUAUUAUUGUGUAUCACAUGCAAAGAUUGGGUUCGACUGUAGAGCUCAAAAAUUUCAAAUUUCAAAACAAACCUUGGAAUGUCUGGAAUGUCUAGAUACCUGACUCUUACCCCGAAAUAUUUCUGAUGUUCUUUUACACUUCUAAAAUCUCAAAAACCAAUGUUUUUUUAAUAAAUCUUGAAUUAGACGACCACCCUUGCAGAAAAGAUUAAUAUAAACUUCUAGAUUACUUUAAAUGGUUUGAUAAUUGAUCUCGGUACGAUUCUUUAGAACUUUCUCAGACUUUGUUUAUAUUUUAUUAUUACUUAUUCAUGGAAAGUCAAUGAUCUGGCGAUUUUUCUAAGCCACAAGGUAUCAUCUUGUGGUCCAUCUCGGCUUAGAAAAAAAGUUGAUCGAUAUAGCUUUAUAUCUUCGUUGGGCAAUUAUAAUGUUUUUAUUUGUGUCAAAAACUCGCUAUUUUAAAAAUAGUUCAUGUAAAA
Bolinopsis microptera is the source of this 1636-nucleotide messenger RNA. RefSeq names its product transmembrane protein 185A-like. The transcript is spliced from 2 exons. The record is from RefSeq and is a predicted model, not a curated record. Bases 2 to 1027 code for a protein of 341 amino acids. NCBI's taxonomy places the organism in Eukaryota, Metazoa, Ctenophora, Tentaculata, Lobata, Bolinopsidae.